Messenger RNA from Komagataella phaffii GS115, 1632 nucleotides. RefSeq names its product Mitochondrial protein of unknown function. Bases 1 to 1632 code for a protein of 543 amino acids. Gene Ontology annotation, cellular component: mitochondrion; nucleus. The record is from RefSeq and is a predicted model, not a curated record. Gene Ontology annotation, biological process: interstrand cross-link repair. Lineage: Eukaryota; Fungi; Ascomycota; Pichiomycetes; Pichiales; Pichiaceae. Gene Ontology annotation, molecular function: single-stranded DNA 5'-3' DNA exonuclease activity. The transcript has a single exon.
AUGUUGGAGAAAGGAACCCAAUCUCUUGUGAAUCGGACUAUUAAGCUAAGAGUCUUAGGGGGUUUGACCAAGAAACUUGCAGCGCCGCAAAAUGAAUCACUUCCAGAGCUUAAGCCUCAAUUAGAUGUCUAUCAGAAGUUCCUGGAGAAUCUUAGAGCCUUCCCUACAAAGAACAAGUCUGUCCCUAAUUCGCCUAUACGCUACUCGUAUUACAAGAUUGCUAACAAAGAGUCAGAAGCUGUUAAUAGGAACUUGCUAGAGUUGUUCGCUUCGAAAAAGUAUUUGCCAUUCCUUGCUUCAGAAAUUCCAAAAUUGCCUCCACCUUAUGUUGCUGCAGCUGCACCGAUGAAUCCUAAAAUUUCAGUUACUCAGUUGCUGACAGAUUCCUGGUGUGAACUAAGAUCUUAUUACGACUCGUAUGCUUGUUCCAGGGCAGCGCCCAGUGCUGCUAUGGUCUCUGGGACUGAACAGCAUAAGUCUCUGGAAGAUAGAACUCACAAACCUGAAAUUAAUGUCACCAAAGAGAUUCAAAAAAAUUUCACCCCAAUCAUGAUGGACCAGUUGAAAAAUUUCGAACGUACGUUGAAUCUGAUAAGCAGGUUUAUAGAUUUACUUACCAUUGGAAAGGCCAGGGAGUUUGCAGUGACUGCGAUAAUCAAUAAAGAAACCAAAGAGUUGAUUGACGUGAAUAAUCUGCAAAAAUUGGCGUUUGUCCACCAAAAAUCUCCUUGCUAUAAUGAUCAGUUUAUUUUGGCUUCUGGCUACUUGGAUUACCUGAGAAGUGAAUCGUACGUCAAUGGUCUGGAGAAGGAAAAGUGGAUUCAAAACAACUACUCUUUGAACACGUUAUUAGAAACUUCGAUAAAGGGACCACUUACGGUUAUUGACGUUAAAACUAGAGGUAAACCGAUUGUGACAAAGUCAAAAGGUGUACUGAUCGGUCAUCGAUACCAAAUCGGUCUUUAUCGUAAAUUUCUAGGGCUAAUGAGUGGGGAGAACGUCAGUGGAAUCAAUUCCCCAAUUUCAGUCGAUCAAAUUAAUGAAACGGCCUACACCUUAUUGGUUACGGAUUCAGUUCAAAGAGGCUAUGAUGUCGAUGAGCCUGUUGAUCCAGUAGUAGGGCUCGUCAUGCUAGCAAACAAUCCUUGGAUCAUUACAAUGCUUGAACAGAUCUGUGUCAACGAUUUGCUUGGUAACUCGUUGUAUGACACAUUUCAUGCCCAACAAUCCACGGAUUACUCGUGGGAUUUGUCUCAAGUCAAUCCCAAAGACUUUUAUCAGGUUCUUGAGCCGUCACUUCUUCAGAGAACCGAACAAUUAUUCACCAAAUGGAAACGUCCUCUGUCUCUCCGUUCAAUAACAGCAUUAAUCAGCAAAUUUUAUCCCCUCAUAUCAAAAAAGCUCUCCCAAAAUACCAAAAUCAUGUACUAUACCGACGGAGAGUGUUUUCACACCUCCAAUUAUUUAUACAACCCCAAAGCAAUUAAUACCUUCAUGGAGGAUAAAGUCAAGUUCCUAAUUGGCCAGAGGCCUCCUCGGCCGAUAGAAAAGUCAGAAAUACCCCAAAAAUGUGGAUUCUGCCGGUUUCAAUCCAUUUGCGAAUACUCUAAUCUUUACAACCCCGUCACAUAG